Messenger RNA from Meloidogyne enterolobii, 3355 nucleotides. The record is from the annotation of a GenBank genome assembly. NCBI's taxonomy places the organism in Eukaryota, Metazoa, Nematoda, Chromadorea, Rhabditida, Meloidogynidae.
GUUUUAUGUCGUCUGCCCGCUCUCCUUAUUUUGUGUUGUCUCUUUUUAUUUGCAAAAAUUUUUUUUCGAGUUUUGUUUCCGAAUUUUCGUUUUUCGUUCAAAUUUUUUUGUUUUAAAAAAACUAAAAAUUGCUCAAUAUCCAACACCAAAUCCACAACCGGCUCGCGGUAUUUAUGGAUUUGUAUUUUAUUUGGCUUCUUGGAUUUCUUUAAUAAUUUAUCUCUGCUGGGCUUUGAUUGUCUUCUUAAACAUUUUCAUUUGACUUAUUUGCCAGCAAAAUAUUGGGCUGUUGCUAUUCCUUCAUUUUUAAUUUUCUUUAUUUUUGUUUAUAUUUUAAUUUCUUUAUCGUUUAAUGCUCUACAUUUAAAUUAUUUAUUUACUUCUGAUCAUAAUUUAAUAAGUCUGUCUUUGGUCAACGACUUUAUUGACUGGUUUGUUUUUUUUUGGUUUUUUUAUUUGGCUAGUUAGAUUUUGCGAGUGAGCCGGGCUGGAUUAGGCUAGGACUUCCUGCACCCAGAUUGGUACUUUAGGGGUUUUCCCGGACCUCGGCACUUCACCACUCUGUUCUUUUUAUCCAACGUACUGACACCGAAUCCACUGUUGUCUUUUGGGGUUUUCCUGAGCCUGGGUGCGGACUAGGCUAAUGUAAGACUUCCUGCACCCAGAUUCCUGACUGGGUGAUUUAGUGUUCUUCUAGACCUCGGCGCUUCACCACCACCCCGUUCUUCUUAUCAAACGACCUGACACUGAUGUGAGCCAGUUGUUUUUGGGGUUAUCCUGAAUCUGGACGCUCCACCACCCCUGUUCUGGUUAUCUACCGACUAAUGAUCUUCAGAGACGGUAACUCUACUUUCUCUCUUACUGAUCCUUAACUCUUAUUGUUUCCCUGAUUUCCACUUUCCUACAAAAUUUAUUUCAGAAAAGAAUGCCUCUUUACUUAAAAUUGCUUUGUUCUCACGGAAUCCCCACUUUUAUUCUACUCCCAAGAUCAUCUACCAAUUUAAUAUUCCGACUCCAUCAAUCCUCUUCAGCACCGAUAAUGGUAGCUAAAUAUAAAAAAGAUCAGCUUUUACGGGAAUUGAAUAGAAGAUAUGAACGCUCACUAAAUUUUAAAAAGAAACCGAACAAAUUGUCAAAGGAUGGGGAACUACUUCCAAGAAUUGCGUCUAUUGCUGCUCAAAGAGUUUUGAGUUCUGACAAGGAACGUGUUGAAUUAAUUAAUGAAAGGGCUAGAAAUGUUUACAAAAAAGAAUUUAUCAAUAAAACUCAAAAGAAGAACGAACAAGAAAUUUUGCCUUAUAAUAUUGAACAAAAUCCUGAUUUGUUUGAUAAAAGUGGGGGUGAAUUGGAAAAGUCUUCCAAAGAAUUUAAUUCAGAGACUAAAGAACAGGAUAGAAGUGAUGUUGGUUUCUUUGUUUCUGACAAUAAAUUUUGUGAUGAUUAUGCGAGUGCAACUACUGCAGACCUUCCAGAAGAUGAAAUGACAGAUCCAAUUUCGAAGGGAAAGAAUAUUCCGUCAGAAGAUGCUUUAGAAUCUGGUGAAUGGUUGAGUAAUUAUGGAACAACCGAAAUUAAAGAGGAACAACUCAAAAAUAUUAAAAUUCUUGAUUCGAAAUGUGAAAGUUGUGGAGCACAAUUUCAUUGUCAUAAUUCUUCACUUCCCGGCUUUGUCCCUUUGGAGUUGUUCAAUGAAAUUAAAAAAAAUUCCAAAAAAAUUCCUUUUUAUCAAAAAACUGGAUAUACUUGUAGACGCUGUUUUCUUCUUAAAGAAUAUAAUUUUUUGUUAAAUGUAAAUGUUUGUGAACUCGAUUAUAAUGCAAUGAUGGGACAUUUAAAAUUAGUUCAAGAAGCUCUAAUCCUUUUAAUUGUUGAUUUGACUGAUUUACACAGUUCCAUUCAUCGUGAUUUGCCGAGGAUUAUAGGGCCUAAAAAGCCUUUAAUUGUUGUUGGAAAUAAGGUAGAUUUAUUACCCCCUGACACUCGAACAGGAUAUUUGCGUCAUUACCAAAGAUGUCUUAAAAAUGCAAUAUCUGAAGCGGGAAUAUCUCAAGAAUUUAAUAUUUUAAAAUAUAUGUUAAUUAGUGCAAAAACAGGUUUUGGAAUAGAAGAAAUGAUAACUAAUAUUUAUCAAAAUUGGAUUGGACCAAGAGGAGUAUUAAGAGGAGAUAUUUAUGUGAUAGGAUCUACUAAUGCUGGAAAAUCGACCUUGUUUAACACUUUAAUUCAAUCUGAUUUGUGUAAAGUUAGAGCAAUGGAUUUGGUUGAAAGAGUGACAACUUCAAUAUGGCCAGGUACAACACUUUCUUUACUUAAAUUUCCCUUAAUGAAUCCAACACCUCAAAGAAUGGAAAUGAGAAGAAAAAGAUUAAUUAGUUUAAAUUCUUGGAGAAGUAAAGAAGAAUUCGUUCGUAAAUCUUUUUAUGAAAAAACUAGUGAUACGAAAUAUGCUGUUUUGCAAGGAAUUGUUGAAAAUACGUUCAAGGAAAAAGAAGACGAUUUACAACCAAUUUCAACCUCAAAAAUUAUAAAACAAUUUAAUAAUGAAUUAGAUGCAAAUGAGGUAGAAGAAUUGAUUAAUGAAUCCGAAAAAGUGCCUAAUAUGACUUUGAAUGAUAGAGUUUUUAUGAAAGGAUUUUGGUGUUUCGAUACUCCUGGAACUGUGAAUAAACAACAGAUAUUAGAUUUAUUUACUUUGAAAGAAUUAAUUAAUAUAAUUCCUCGUUCAAUAAUUUUGCCACGUAUAUUUAUUCUUUAUCCAAAUGAAAGUUUACUUUUGGGUGGAGUUGGAAGAAUUGAUUUAUUGAGUGAUGACUCAACUGCUAAAAAUAUGCCUAUUUUUUUGACAGUUUUUGCUAGUGAAAAUUUAAAAGUUAAUGUAAUGAGAACAAAUUAUGUUGACACUUUUCUUGAAAGAAAUAGAGGAAAUCCAUCACUUGGUGCGCCUAUCGGAAAUGCUGAAAGAUUAAAUAAAUUCCCAAAGUUGGAAUAUAAAGAUUUUUUAAUUGAAAAUGUUUUUUAUUUGGAAGACGAUGAACGUGGAAUUGCUGAUAUAGUUUUGUCUUCACUUGGUUGGGUACUUGUGACAACUAAAAUGAGCAGUGUUAAUAUACGUGCUUGGACACAUUCCGGCCGUGGUUUAAUAACUCGACAACCUCCAAUCUUGCCCUAUGCUGCUGCUUAUCGUGGAAGAAAAAUUUUUGGAACUUCAACUUUUCAAACUAAAAAAUUGGCAGAAAUUGAAACAUUCUCCCACACCCAACGAAGUGUUAAACCUGGAAAAAUUGUUGGGAAAAAUUAUGAAAUUGAUUCUUCUUAUAAUGAACCAUAUCGUUUUGUUAAUUUUGAUAUAGUUUAA